UUCCUCCGGCGGCAGCAGGUUCUGCAGUUGUACAGGAAGAUCCUGCGGGCGAUUCGCCUCGUCCCCGCAGAAGCGGAUCGGCGCUAUUUAAAGGACUGGGCCAGGGAGGAAUUCAAGAGGAAUAAGGACGCUACAGAGGAGGAUGCCAUCAGGAUGAUGAUUACUCAAGGCAACAUGCAACUUCAGGAACUUCAAAGAGCACUUAAGCUGGCAAAAUCCUGA
Molecule: messenger RNA, 222 nt
Organism: Antrostomus carolinensis (chuck-will's-widow)
Lineage: Eukaryota; Metazoa; Chordata; Aves; Caprimulgiformes; Caprimulgidae
Gene: LYRM2
Product: LYR motif containing 2
Exons: 2
Cellular component (GO): mitochondrion
Source: RefSeq, a predicted model, not a curated record